Linum tenue is the source of this 1499-nucleotide messenger RNA. Lineage: Eukaryota; Viridiplantae; Streptophyta; Magnoliopsida; Malpighiales; Linaceae. The record is from the annotation of a GenBank genome assembly.
AUGUUUUCAUUGCGACGGGGGAACGUUUCCGGUUUCCUCCAUGGCUCUCGUAAAGCAUUCAGCUUGCAGCAGAAUUUCAGCUUAGUGAAUGUGAAAUUGAAAUGGGUUAAAGAUAGUGUCUUAGACAGGGUCGUUUCUGGCCAGGGCGAUCUGAAAGCUGUCUGCUUUCUCGUUUCCAUAAUAUCAUCUGCUCCCAGCCAUUCCCUCCCUGUUUACUCCCUCACCAAGCAUCGCGGCCAACUAGGUUUGCCUCUCGAUCUCAAGCUCUCAACUUUCCUUAGGAGAUACCCAACAAUCUUUCAUGAAUACCACAUUCUCGACAGUGGUGGAACUCGGGUUCCUUCCUUCCAAUUGACCCCUGAGGCAUUGGAUCUCCACCAGGAGGAGCAGAAUGCAAUUGAUCAAAAUCGAAACGAUCUUGUUGAGAGGCUCUGCAAGCUGCUCAUGCUCACGAAGGACAGGUCUCUUCCUUUCCAAACCAUUGACCAGCUGAAAUGGGACUUGGGGUUGCCUUACCAUUACCAUGAUUCCUUAGUAUUGCACCAUCCAUAUAAGUUCUGUUUGGUUCGCUUCCCUGAUGAUCGUGUAGGGUUGAAGCUCCGAUUCUGGGAUGAUCAACUUGCUGUAUCACAAUUGCAGACGAAGGCUCCCCAAGAAGAGCUAGAACAUGGUUGCUUAAGGUUUCCAGUUGGGUUCACCAGAGGAUUCGGGUUAAAAAGAAAGAGCAUGGUUUGGUUAGAAGAGUGGCAGAAGCUUCCUUAUACUUCGCCUUAUGUUGAUCCAUCGAGCUUGGAUGUGAGGACAGAUGUGUCCGAGAAGAGGAUUGUGGGAGUCUUUCAUGAGCUGCUUCAUCUGACAUUGGAGAAGAAGACUGAGAGGAAGAAUGUCAGCAAUCUAAGGACAGCAUUGCGUUUGCCUCAGAAGUUUACUAAGGUGUUCGAGCGCCAUCCUGGUGUGUUUUACAUAUCGAAGAAGUGUGAUACUCAGACUGUUGUCCUUAGAGAAGGAUAUGAUCGUGGAGAGCUCCAGGAGAAGCAUGCUCUUGUUAGUGUCAGGGCGAAGUAUGCGAGGUUGAUGAAGAGAGGGUUUCUGGAGAGAAGUAUGGGGUUGCAUAAGAACAGUGAAGAGUCCGUGGAGGAAGAAGAGAUUAUAUGGAUUGGAGAAUCAUUGUCUCCGAACGAGCCUGCUGUAGUGCCGAAUGAUGUAGUCGGCAUCGAGGAGAGGCGGAGGGAAAGGAGGGCAGGCGACGAUUGGGUUCGGGAUGUGAGGGUCAGCCUGGGAAUAAACGGAGCCGGAUGUCGAUUUGUUCGGGUCGAGAAGGCAGUGGAGGUGCCUGUGCUGAUUCCAGCGGUGGAGAAGAGUCGUCGAAGAAGGUCGGUGUGGGGGUGAAGCAGGGUGGAGAAUGACGAGUUAGUUCUACGCUUAUUUUCUUCUUCUUCCUUCCGUUGUGUGCCCCGAAAUUAUGAUACUGUGUUUGAAUGUGUCAGAGAUGAACACCC